AUCUCAUAGCUAUGGAUUACCAAUUUUUUCAGUGGUGGAAACGGGCUUCCAUAAAUUAGUAAUAAUUUGUUGACUUGAAAUCCUGUUAAGUCACACAGUUUAAUUAUCUCGAUGUUCCAGGUUGAUGUAGACAUUUUUCUCGUUUCAUCUUUUGAGCCGGGUAUAAUUCCUCCCCUUCACGAGGUACGAACGUUUCCAUUUAUCACGUAGACUGGAAAAGCUGGAUGUAUUCCAAAUUUGGAAUGAGUGUGAAAAAUGUAUGCGAAGUGGAUUAUGUGAGUUCACAUUAUUAGAUUCGUAAGUAGUAUUCACGUAGUAUGAUGACGCAAUGUGAUGCCGUAUCCUUUCUCAUAAGUGUCAAGCGAACCUUACAUCAUGUCUCGAAAUGUUUUUCGUUUUUCGUCACAUGUUUCUCAAGUAGUAGACACGAGAGUUCUGGUUUUGUUCGCUGAAGCCAUCAAGCAGGUUUAUAAACGAAUCCGGGUGUUUUUAAUUGUCUUUCGUGCGGUUUAAAUGUCAACCCGCGAUGGUGUUGCUGUGGUUAGGGCGGCGAAUGCGAACAUAGGAGUACGACAGGGAUUUGGCGUUCAGGAGUCUCCCGACGGCUCCAAAUAUGAAGGAGUGUUUCUUGAUGGCCUUAAACACGGCAGCGGAAGAUACACCUGGAACAGUGGAGAGUUCUAUGAGGGCUCUUUCUACAAAGACUACAGACAUGGUGAUGGAGUGUAUUAUUGGCCAUCAGGCAACAAAUUCAUUGGCAAAUUCUACCUCAACUGGAGAGAAGGAUAUGGGAAACAUCUGUAUCCUGAUGGUGCCACAUUUAAGGGUUUGUACCAUGCUGACCAGAGGUUCGGUCCAGGUGUGCUGAGUGAACCAUCAGGACAUCAGGAUGUGGGUAUUUGGAAUGGGAAAUAUUUGAUCCAACUAUGUAACACUGUGGAAGACAGCUUCAGCCUGAAAAGCAUUCCUGAAUAUGCGGACUACUUGGCGCAAACUACUGCCUCACAUUCUCUAUGUCAGCCUCCUCAAACAGUUAUCUCUGAUCUUCGUGAACAUGCCAGGACAGAUUUUGAGGUAGACCAAGAUGACAAUUUGUUAUAUGAUGCCAAUACGAUUAUCCCUUCUGGAAUUGAGCAUUAUUCUACGGAUAGUGACCACCUACCAUUCCCCCCGGAGAAAAGAAGAGAGUUGGACCAACAUUUUUAUGGACAGCUGUGGGAGCCAGAUGAUCAUCCAUACCAAGGUUACAAAAGAGAACCACUCUCCACUCUGCCCUUAAAAACCCAAAUGUUGGCUCUCAUUCACAAACACAGACGACUGGCGGAAAACUUGGAUUGGGAUGUUGAAGCUGUUCUUUCGUUAAAAAGGGACAGAUUUGGUGAUAAGGGGCCUUUGGAAGUCACAUCAGAACUGUUGAUCCAGCAGGCUGCCAGAGGAGAACGACAAGCUGUUUUAAAGAUUCUUAUGGAUGGCCUCGUUCACCCUGAUGUAGCAGAUUCUCACGGACACACUGCACUUAUGGCUGCCACAAUUAACUCCAGAAAUGAUGUGAUUCACCUGUUGUUGGAUAUGGGUGCUGAAAUUGACAAGUUAAAUUUUGAGGGCAUGUCAGCCUUGUCUGUAUGUCAUAUCCUCUACUAUCCUUUUCGGUCUUUGUGCAUGUUUGCUGAAUCUCUAACCAAAUCGCAGGACAUCACUGGUGAGUUGAGUCUUACAGAAAAUCAAUCCAGUGGUAAUCAGAGGAAUGCACAACCACCAGAAGGCCCAAAUCAGCAGGAUGGUGACAAAGCCCUGACUCCAGCACAAACAUUUGCCUCCUGCUGUUCCAUGUACAGCUACAACAUAGAAGUCACAGAGGAAGUUCUGCAGGCUGCAGUUGAAGCUCUGAGUCGCACUGGGUUCCCUCAGCAUUUUGAUACUCAGGAGACUGCGCGUAGAAUGGCCGCAGUGAAGUUCAUGCACCGUGCUCGUUUGACCACACUAUAUCUCCUAUUGGAUCGAGGCGCUGACCCCAAUAAAUGCAGACUUCCCUUGCCUGUCCUUUUUCUGGCCAUUAUGGCGGGAGAUACUGAGACUGUCAGAAGACUUCUGCUGUGUGGAGCUCACACUGGUAUUUCUCUCCCAGAUGAGAUAAAAGGACUUUAUCCUCUGCACAUGGCUACAGCACUGCCAGGCCCAGAAGGUCCCAAAAUCAUAGAACUGCUGUUACAUGCAUUAUCCGAUCCAGAUGCACGGGCUGGUGACCAGGAUGAGAUUUACCUACAAGAUAUGGUGUGUAUGAUCAUAUUUAAAUUGCUAAAAAAAAUGAUGUAUGUCUUCACUGUUUUGCAGGAUUCCAUGACGGUAAAAAAACAAUGGUGGACCGAGAAUCCAUGUCCUGAAGAGGGAGGUCGAACACCUCUGCACGUGGCCUGCCAAAGAAACACUGAUCACAGUAAUGCAACCAAGGUGGUAUCCAUAUUGCUCUCACACAGUGCCAGGACAGACCUCCUUUGGAGUGGACAUUCACCUCUUUCCUUAGCAAUAUCAAGUGGCAAUGACAUGGCAGUGGCAGAGCUCUUGAAAGGAGGUGCAGAUCCCAACAUUCCCUUGAGUCAAGGAGUGGGCAGUGCCCUUUGUGCAGUCAGUAACUUCAGCUAUAAUUUGGAUGACCAAAGAGUAAAACUGUUGGACAUGUUAGAAAAGGCUGGUGCUGACAUAUUGAUGCCAGUUCAGGUGGGUGAUAUCAAGGGGACUGCAGUUGACUAUGCACACCACUCUUUUAACCAGGACUUGCGUAUUGCCAACACACCCUUCCAUACUCUCAAUAUGGAGGAGAGAGAAACAUUCAAAACACGGCGCCACCUACUGGGCAUCAUGGGAGAUCUGCUGAGAGAGGCAGCUGUUCAGAGAGAGAAGGAGCAAUUUGAGACAGAAAAGCGCCUUUUACAGAAUAGUGAGGGUGCAACUGUUGCCAAUGACAACAAACCUCCCAUGGCAAUGAAACAAAGGAAACUAUUUAAGUUCUGCUACCAUUGUGGUCGCUCUGCAGCGGUGACACUAACUGCCUGUACUCGUUGCCACAAGGUUCUUUACUGCUCAACGUACUGUAAACUAAAAGCAUGGAAUAAGGGACACAAGGAGGAGUGUGUCCGGGAGACUCUGGAAUAGACUUGACAUCAAACACUGCAACGUUCUUCGCAAUUUUUGGGGAAAAACUGCUGCCAAAUCAGGCAUCUUAAAAAAGGCUCAUGAUAUCCAUGAGCACUUGAGUUUAAUAUGCAAAUAAAGUAUAUUUUGUUAAAUUUGUUGAAAUCCUGUGCUU
Messenger RNA from Dunckerocampus dactyliophorus (ringed pipefish), 3304 nucleotides. Its product is annotated as ankyrin repeat and MYND domain-containing protein 1-like. NCBI's taxonomy places the organism in Eukaryota, Metazoa, Chordata, Actinopteri, Syngnathiformes, Syngnathidae. Gene Ontology annotation, molecular function: protein binding. Bases 514 to 3150 code for a protein of 878 amino acids. The transcript has 17 exons. The record is from RefSeq and is a predicted model, not a curated record.